Messenger RNA from Cladophialophora immunda, 2829 nucleotides. RefSeq lists its product as uncharacterized. Bases 520 to 2190 code for a protein of 556 amino acids. The transcript is spliced from 5 exons. The record is from RefSeq and is a predicted model, not a curated record. Lineage: Eukaryota; Fungi; Ascomycota; Eurotiomycetes; Chaetothyriales; Herpotrichiellaceae.
CCAUCAUCAGCUCAAAAGACCAAGUUGUACAGCUCAGGAACUUGGUUCUCCUUUAAAAGAGCAUCCUCAACGUCCAUCUCAACCUCCCUCUUCUCAUCUCUGCUCAUCUUUUCUCUUCUUCCCAACAGACAGCUUCUCAAUCAUGGGUCUAGCUUCCAAGCUCGCUGCAGCACAGGCUGCGUAUCCCGGGGGUCCUCCUGCACCUGGUGGUAGUGGUGCUCCUCCUCCAGGAGGUGCUCCUGGUGGUGGAUACCCUGGCCAACAGCAAUAUCAAGCAUAUCCAGGUGGUCCUCCGACAUCUGCUCCCGGUGCUGGCGCUCCCAGACCAGGUCAACCCGUAAGCGUUUUCCCGGUCGUUCCCAGCAAAUUCUAUUUCCCAAUUCCAACCCAAAUCACCGUGCUGGUUGCGUCAUCCCGCGCUGCGUCCACAAGACUGGAAACGGCUUUAUUCUUCUUCAAUCUCUCAUCUCUAUCUCGACACCCCCAAUCAUCAACCUCAGAAUAUCCUUUCCGCAAACCAUGAGCAAGUUCUCUCGUAUCGCACAGCAGGCCCAGCCGGGAGGUGCAUAUCCUGGUGCAUCAACCCCGCAGCCACCGUACCCCUCCCAACCGCCAUAUCCUCAGCAGCAACAACAACAACAACCACAACCGCCUGCAUCGCCCUAUAAUCAGCCUGCGCUCCCUCCUCGACCAAGUGCAUCACCCCAGCCCUACCAGCCUCCGCAGUGGCAAGCGCCUCAGCAACAGCAACAGUCUCCAUAUGGUCAACAGCUAGGGGUCCCGCAGCAACAGGGAGGAUAUCAAUCACCACAGCCAGCAUAUCAGGCAUAUCAAUCGCAGUAUCAACCACCAGCACAGAACCAAUACGGUCAACAGCAGUACCAACAGCAGCAGCCGGCUGGCGGAUAUGGAUAUGGUCAGCAACCUCCCUAUCCCGGCGGUCCCUCUGCCGGUGGCCCCCCUCCGCAACAAUAUGGCGGCGGCCCUCCCCAACAGCAGUACGGCGGCGGUCCCGCUGGCGGAGCUCCUGCCGCUCCAGUCGGUAACGCAGGCGCAUACAAGCAACUUCUUCAGGCCACUAUUCAAGAGAAAGGACUUCAAAACUUCUACCCACCCGGCCAUCCCAUGCUUGACCAGAUCGCUAACCGCGCUGCCCAACAAGUUGCUCAGUUGGCGGCAACAUGGAGGAUCUCUCCCGAAAUAGCUUCGGAUAUUGUCAAGUUGGCCCUCUACGACGUCAUCUUGUACAUCGAUGACAGCGGGUCCAUGCAAUUCGAAGAAAAUGGAGAGCGCAUUGAUGACCUCAAGCUGAUAUUGUCGCGCGUCGCAUAUGCUACCAGCCUCUUCGACGAUGACGGGAUUCAAGUUCGCUUCAUGAACUCUCCUGACCAGGGCAACAACAUUCGCAAUGAGCAGCAGGUCAAUGAGAUGAUUGCACGUACCCGCUUCUCUGGCCUCACGCCUAUGGGUCGGGAAUUGCAGAACAAGAUCCUGGGGCCUCUUGUGCUAGAGAAUGCCCGACGUGGCAAUUUGCGCAAGCCCGUCUUGAUCAUCACCAUCACCGAUGGUCAACCGACGGGUGAAAGCUCGUCGGAUGUGGCUAAGAUCAUUUCGGCAGCGUCGAGUGAGUUGGCGCGCAACCCGCGAUACGGCAAGGGAGCGGUGGCUUUCCAGUUUGCGCAAGUCGGCAAUGACCUGAAGGCGAGAGAGUUCCUAAGUAAGCUCGACGAAGAGCCUACGAUCGGUGAUAUCAUCGAUUGCACAUCUAACUACGAAGUUGAGGCCGAUGAGAUGUCUCGUGCCAACCCGCCCGUCCAACUCUCCCCCGAACUCUGGCUCAUCAAACUCCUUCUCGGUAGUAUCGACUCAAGCUACGACACCAAAGACGAGAAAGCCGGUGCAAGACCUCCUCAAGGCGGCUACGGUGGACCUCCAGGCGGUGGUUAUGGUGCUCCUCCCCCGGGACAAUAUGGUGGUGCUCCAGGCGGUGGGUAUGGACAGCCUCAAGGCGGUUAUGGUGGUCCUCCCGGUCAAGGCGGCUAUCCCCCUCAGCAGGGUGGUUACGGCCAACCUCAAAGUGGCUAUGGCCAACAACCGCAGGGUGGGUAUGGACGACCUCCGCAAGGUGGACCACAGGGAGGAUAUCCGGCCCAGGGUGGCUACGGUGCGCCUCCACCGCCACGCUACUAGGUUGGAGCACGAGAGACUCUGCGGAUGGAUGAACAGACACGCCCACGGAGACCAAUUUCUUGGUUGUCUGGCGGGUUGUGAGCUGUGCAUCUAGGGAGCCAGGCCGAUCUCUGGUCGCGAUGGGGAAAUACGUUGCCUAGAGCUAGAGUCAGAUCCUGAUUCUAACCACGUUCCGCCUGCAUGGGCUCUUGCGAUCGCAAAGUAAAAGAAACAAAAAGCGGUAGGUGGUGAGAUGGAUGGCAUCCGAAGAACAACAACAAGGGAGGGUGGUUAAGAUGGUCGUGAGUAGAGCUGCCCUGCCGAAAUCCGAGAUAAAUAGCCUCCAGCUCCGUAGCAGAGCAAGCACAUCCAUCCAAGACAAAACAAACAUUCCGCAUGACUUAUUGCACGGGGAGUGGAAGGGACAUGUUGAUGUUUUUCAACCCUUUUCACGCGCCAGCAAGAUGAGAAGGCUCUAGUUGUUCACUGGAGGCGAAGUCCCCCCUUUUGAUUCCGCAUAAAGUAAUACACGCCCAAACAUAUUAUGGAUCGGUGAGAGGAUUAAAAGUCGACGUGCUAUCAUGUUAUCAUCGUUAUGUCGACACUACCUACCCAUCCGUCUUGCCGCAUGCACACAUGGCCACAGGGCGUUGUGCAUUC